UUGCGGCACUCUUCAGCUACACCUCGUAUUGAGCGUUUCGCGGCGGCGGGUUACGAUGCGUGGCGCGUUGUAUCUUUAUUAUUAAUUAUUUGUUGUUGUUGUUUAUACUCUGUACCGUUUUCAUUUCCCAUCGCUCGUGUGUGUGCGCCGUGCGUGUGCGUGUGUGUGUGCGUGUGCCUAUGCGUUUUGCCCCCCAAAUCCCCCAAAACGCCUCACCACCCCCACUCAGCCGGGAAAAAAGCCCACAAAAAGCAAAUUUACUCAAAAGGCAAAACUACGAAGCGCGAGUGUGUGCCAGUGUGUUAAAAAAAAUAAUAGUAAAAUAUGAUAAAUUAAGGCCUUGCAACAUGCGGCGGCAGAUGAAGUUUGUUCGGUUUCAGAUCAAAACAAAAUCAUAGGAUACGCCUACAUAUAUCGCUAUAUACAGUACCAGUCAAUCAAUCAAUAUCGUGUGCAUUCAAAUUCCACAUCGUGCCUACAACUGCAACUGCAAUUGCGCGCCCUCUCUCCGCGAGUAAAAAAACGGAAACGGAAGUGCCAGUGACGUAAUACUCCCGAAAAAAAACCAGGAGAAUCCCCCCCACAGCCUCCCCACGACAUUGUGCAACAAAAACAAAGCCAAUCUCCGUGUAUGUACAUCAUUCCCGUGCAAUAUGCUGAAUGCCAUGAUUUGGCCAUGGCUGACAGUGCGUAGCAAAAGUAUUUACAUAACUGGCCAAACCAUUUUGUACAUCAAAGUGUUCAAGCUGAGGUUUUGAAUAACGCAUACACUGAAAACAAACAGAUGAACGUUUCUACGGCAGCGACAGUUCGAAUCGAUGAGAAACAGAUUGCGCCUAAAUGUCUUCCGGAAUUAAUUGUCGUGAAAUUUUCGUAUUUUUGGAAAUUUUGAUUUGGAAUCAAGCAAAACAGAGAAAUCGACAAAACAAUGAGCAUAGCAGCAGCAACAACAAGGAAACCAACAGCAGCAGCGGCAACAACAACAACAACACCAACAAGCAACACAAUAAAAAUCACAGCAACCGUAGCAGCAGCAGCAGCAGCAGCAGCAACAACAACAACAACGCAGUGAAAGUGAUAAAACAGCAGCAACAACAAAAGCUACAGCAACAACAACUGCCCAAAGCAACCAAAAACAAAAACUACAAUAGCAAUAACAAUAGCAGCAGCAAAAGCAACAAUCUGCACUUACUGCAAAAGGGCUAAAACGUUGAACGUUCGAUUUAAAUAGAUAUUAUCAAAUCAUAGAAAAUUGCUUUAAAUAAACGAUAACGAUAGAUAACUAAACAAGUUUAAUACAUACGCGAACAAGUGUCUUAUUAACAAAUAGUUUGAUAAACGAAUUAAUAAGGAAACCCAAUAAUUAAGCGGCAGCAACCACAUAUAACAUCAGAUCCAAACAACAUCAACAAUUUAGUACCUACAGGCCUGACAACGUUAGAUCAUUAUAUACAUACAUAUAGAUAUAUAGCAAUAUACAAAACAAAUAUAUAUACAUAUAUAUCGAUUGGCAAGCCCCCUCACAACGCCCCUCGCCCCCCGUCUCACAAACACCCACACACACUGUGAUAGUUCUUGAUUCACACUGAAUGCUAAAAAGCGCUGAAAAUUCAUUCACGAAAGCAUCUGCGGACUAGCUAAAACACAAGCCACAAAAGAAAAGUAAAGACCAAGUGCAAUAAGACGAUUGGCUAAUACAAUUGGAACCGAAGGGCAGCUAAAUAAAGUGUAUAUAUAUAUAUAUAUAUAUAUCUAUAUAUUAAGUACUGUAUACAACGUUUUACACAUUUACAAACAAGAAAGAAAACUAAGAUCUAAGCGAAAACCGAAUUCAUUCAACUGCAAAGAGCAGCCAAAUUGCGCAUACGCCGCGUAUGGCCGUCGGUGUGAGUGCCCGUGUUCAUCAGCGGUUGCAUCAACUGAUACCAAGUGUACAUAACUACAGCUACAAUUGCAACUAUUUCACCAAUCAACGGCAGCGGCAACAACAUCAGCAACAGCACCGGCAAACGUUUGAAACGUCACCAAAGCUUCGCAUUUCCCACUAAUAAUUAUGUAUACGCAACGUAUGUUUGACAUGUGGAGCAGCGUCACUUCGAAACUGGAAGCACACGCAAACAAUCUCGGUCAAAGCAACGUCCAAUCGCCGGCGGGACAAAACAACUCCAGCGGUUCCAUUAAAGCUCAAAUUGAGAUAAUUCCAUGCAAAGUCUGCGGCGACAAGUCAUCCGGCGUGCAUUACGGAGUGAUCACCUGCGAGGGCUGCAAGGGAUUCUUUCGAAGAUCGCAGAGCUCCGUGGUCAACUACCAGUGUCCGCGCAACAAGCAAUGUGUGGUGGACCGUGUUAAUCGCAACCGAUGUCAAUAUUGUAGACUGCAAAAGUGCCUAAAACUGGGAAUGAGCCGUGAUGCUGUAAAGUUCGGCAGGAUGUCCAAGAAGCAGCGCGAGAAGGUCGAGGACGAGGUACGCUUCCAUCGGGCCCAGAUGCGGGCACAAAGCGACGCGGCACCGGAUAGCUCCGUAUACGACACACAGACGCCCUCGAGCAGCGACCAGCUGCAUCACAACAAUUACAACAGCUACAGCGGCGGCUACUCCAACAACGAGGUGGGCUACGGCAGUCCCUACGGAUACUCGGCCUCCGUGACGCCACAGCAGACCAUGCAGUACGACAUCUCGGCGGACUACGUGGACAGCACCACCUACGAGCCGCGCAGUACAAUAAUCGAUCCCGAAUUUAUUAGUCACGCGGAUGGCGAUAUCAACGAUGUGCUGAUCAAGACGCUGGCGGAGGCGCAUGCCAACACAAAUACCAAACUGGAAGCUGUGCACGACAUGUUCCGAAAGCAGCCGGAUGUGUCGCGCAUUCUCUACUACAAGAAUCUGGGCCAAGAGGAACUCUGGCUGGACUGCGCCGAGAAGCUUACACAAAUGAUACAGAACAUAAUCGAAUUUGCUAAGCUCAUACCGGGAUUCAUGCGCCUAAGUCAGGACGAUCAGAUAUUACUGCUGAAGACGGGCUCCUUUGAGCUGGCGAUUGUUCGCAUGUCCAGACUGCUUGAUCUCUCACAGAACGCGGUUCUCUACGGCGACGUGAUGCUGCCCCAGGAGGCGUUCUACACAUCCGACUCGGAAGAGAUGCGUCUGGUGUCGCGCAUCUUCCAAACGGCCAAGUCGAUAGCCGAACUCAAACUGACUGAAACCGAACUGGCGCUGUAUCAGAGCUUAGUGCUGCUCUGGCCAGAACGCAAUGGAGUGCGUGGUAAUACGGAAAUACAGAGGCUUUUCAAUCUGAGCAUGAAUGCGAUCCGGCAGGAGCUGGAAACGAAUCAUGCGCCGCUCAAGGGCGAUGUCACCGUGCUGGACACACUGCUGAACAAUAUACCCAAUUUCCGCGAUAUUUCCAUCUUGCACAUGGAAUCGCUGAGCAAGUUCAAGCUGCAGCACCCGAAUGUCGUUUUUCCGGCGCUGUACAAGGAGCUGUUCUCGAUAGAUUCGCAGCAGGACCUGACAUAACAAGAGCAGCAGCCGUUCCUGGAGACGACCGCGGACGAUGUUGCCGAGGAUGCGGCUGCCGCCGGAUGUGUCCUGCCGCCGGUGGCGCCCCCUGCCGGGCAGCAACCAGCGCUGCUCGAGGACUGAGGGCCGCAGGAUGUGGCAACAAUAAUUAUUUGAGUAAACACUGCACUGCGCAUGCAGCAGAUACAAGAACUUUAUCAUGAUUUAAGCUAGCAUACAACCAAGGAUGUGAUCCUCGCCAAGGACUCACUUAAAAAGAACUCUAUCUAUAUACAUAUAUAUAUUAUAUAUGACAGAGCGGAUGACGCAAAGGGAAGGGAAAAUAUUUCAAAAAUAUUGUUAACUCAGUUAAGACUUUUGCUUCGUAGAGAACCGAAACCGAAACCGAUUGCAUUUCGAGCAAGGGGCAUCAAACUGAUUUUCGAGGUUAUACUAUACAUAUAUACACACAAACACACACACACACAUAUAUAUAUAUGUAACUUCCAAACUUUCAUAUCCUGGCCCGAGCAGAUCAGAUCGUCUAAGUACUUAAAACCAAGCGAAAUUCUCUACACCGCACAACCCAGGACCCGUAGACCCCAAUAAUUCAGUUCGGUUAGUGUUAACCCCAGAAAGCCCGAUUCCGAUCCCGCCUAGGUUGUCUUUGCCUUACGUUGUAACUAAAGUAUGUGUAUUAUAUAUACAGCAAAUGUAUGUAUAACUAUGUCGUAUCGGUUAUAUGCCUAACAACAUUAUUUUUUGUAAACAACAAAAUCGAAUAUCUCGGAAAAUGUGUUCUUAUAAUUAUAUUGAUUAAUGCAAUUACAAUAUAUUUACAAUUUACCGUUACGUUUUUACAUUAUACAUAAGACGCAAGAGAAGGAAACGGAAGUUUAAGGAUUAGAAAGCUGAAUAAGAAAAGGCUUAAGGACGAGCUGAGUAGCAGUUAAAGUGAGCGAGAAAUCGAAUGAAUACCAGAAAAUUUCAAGCAAGCACAUAAAAGUAUGCAAUAUUUUGUUUAAAAACAACUUUUUAUUAGUUUCUUAAAUAUAACAUAAUUACGUACAUACACACACGUAUAUAUAGGGCUAUAUAUAUCUAUAUAUAUAUAUAUAUACAUGAUAGACAAAUCCCAAUCCGGUUCCAAGGUUUAGUAAAAAUAAAGAGAAAUAAAACGAAAAACAAAAACUUUUGAUAUGAAAUCCUACGCAUAAUUAACAACUUUUAUUGUUUCUAAGACUUAAACUUAAUUAAAAUGGAAACCAAAACAGACUGACGGACCGACCCCGACAGCAUGCCACGCCCUCCCCCGCCCCACCCUCCACAGAUCCUGGCAGAAAUUUCAAAGGAGUUUGAUACACAAAUCGAGAAAAGAAAUUUUCAAAAAAAUAAUAUAAAGACAAGCAAACGGCGACUUUUUUGGUUGAUACAUUUGAAAAGAAUAUACAAUUAAAUAUCUGACUGACUAUACAAAGACGUUACACACACGCAUACACAUACACACACAUACACGCAUACACACACAGCUUACGAUACAUAAAUUAGUUAAACUUAGAGUAAACAAACAACAACAAACACAUUGGAUAGUAGGUGAUAAUUGGUGUGUCUUAAAUAAACCUUAACCCCUCCCCGACCCCCGCCCACUUGCUUAAUACCCAACGCCCCAAAAAGCCCCACAUUUCUACUAAAUGAAAAGCUUAAUCAAAACUUUUUUGAAAUUAUUCAAGUGAAAAUUUCAGCAGGCAGGCAUAAAUAUUAAUUAACAUUAAUUAUAGCAAGGAAACUUAUAAAUAAAAUGUAUACAACAAAACUACAAAAAUUAAAUAAAUUACAUUUUGCAAAUUCCACAAAAAAUAAAACAUGAUUUUGCAAAUUCACUUAAAAUCCUUUCCCUGAAUCCAAGCAAAAAUAUUUACACUAGCUUACAUAGAACUGGGACGAGGACAUGAAUAUUUCAAUUGAGAAAAAAAUCUAUGUUAAUGUAAUCGAUCGAUUUGGACAUAUUUAAGUUCGACAUUUUUGGCCUUACAAAACAAAAAACAAAAAGAAGAAACCUAAAGUACUUUAUAUAUAUACAAACCAUAUAUACAAUAUAGAGAAUACAAAACUAGUUUUAAUUUAUACAAAGCAAGGGAGCAGCUUUCAAACUCAAAACAAAAAUAUCCCCGAAAAAAACAACAACUUUGUUAAAAACUGCGCAUAAUAAAGAAAAUAAUAAACAAAGUUAAUCUAUAAUAUAAAUUGAAGUUAAGUUGAUUUGAGCGGUCGACAACAAGAACAUAAAUGUAUCUUUAAAUGAUAUAUGUAUUGUUAAAUUUGUAUGCUAAGUUUUUAGAAAGGUUACAUUUUUAAAGAAUAAUAACAAAAGAUCGCGAACUCGACAAGGUGUAAAAUGAGUACAUUUAAAUUAAAAUUUAGCAUAUAUAAUGCAUAAAUAUUAUGUUACGAUAUUUACAUUUAUAUAAAACAAAACAAAAACACUAAAGAAAACCGAAAAAACAGAAGUCCCAUAUUAAAAAUGAAAUAAAAUGAGCAGAACCUAUAAACUGAUAAGGGAAUUCUGAAUAUU
Molecule: messenger RNA, 6071 nt
Organism: Drosophila melanogaster (fruit fly)
Lineage: Eukaryota; Metazoa; Arthropoda; Insecta; Diptera; Drosophilidae
Exons: 10
Coding region: 841-1206 (121 amino acids)
Source: RefSeq, marked reviewed